AUGGGAACAUCAGCCACAAGGAUUCAGUAUUUAAGGAGGAACUUACUGGGGAGAAAAAGGGAAGUUGUUACAAGAGUUAUAUCGACAGAGGACGAAGGGGACCAGAACGAAAUCAUAUCGAUUAUGAAGGAAGUGGAGACAGAUACGUCUAUCGCCCGGGAUGAAGUGAUAGAAAAAUGUCAAGCACUAUAUGAAGAAGCUCAGACAAUACCGGAACUGCAUAGGGAUGCACAUAAAAAGUUUCUAGAUGCAUCUUUUACCAAUGACCUCCCACCUCAAAUGGCUGCACUAGAUGCAUCUCAGCCAUGGUUGUUAUACUGGACUGCGAACUCUUUACGGGUGCUGAAUGAGAAAUAUUUAACAAAGGAAUAUCAAUUUCGUAUUUGUGAGAAGCUAUUUGCCAUUUCACCAACCGGCGGGCCCUUUGGUGGAGGUGUGGGACAAUUGCCUCAUCUUGCUAGCACAUACGCUGCUAUUAAUGCGCUGGCUCUAUGUGAAAAUGGAGAGGACUAUUGGGACAUGGUUGAUGAGAAAGCCAUUUAUGACUGGCUAAUUUCCUUGAAGCAAGAAAAUGGUGGUUUCAAGACAUGCCUCGGGGUGGGAGAAGUAGACACUAGAGGUGUUUAUUGUGCUCUCAGUGUAGCAUCUAUGCUUGGUAUCAUGACCGAUGAGUUGACUGAGGGGGUAGUAGAUUUCCUGGUGGAUUGUCAAAGUUCUGAAGGUGGUUUUGGGGGUUGUCCUCAUGAGGAUGAGGCCCACGGUGGUUAUACGUUUUGUGCGGUUGCAAGUUUGCACAUUUUAGAUGCUAUCGAUCGAAUCAAUAUCCCCAACCUUGCUAAAUGGUGUAGCCAAAGGCAAUUGGACCCUGAACGUGGAUUGUCGGGAAGAAGUAACAAAUUAGUCGAUGGUUGCUACAGUUUCUGGGUUGGCGGUACAGCGGCCGUAAUGGAGCUUUAUGGAUUGGAUCAUCUCAUCAACAAGUCAUCUUUGAGAGAUUACAUCCUGUACUGCUGUCAAAACGGUUCGCGACCAGGAUUAAGAGACAAACCAGGUACACAUCCAGACUUGUACCACACAAACUAUAUUUUGCUUGGAUUAGCACUCUGCGAGAAUUCUUUCAACCUAUCAGAUAAUGGAAAGGCAGUACAGUGCAAGCCACUGCCAGUCACCGCUCCAUCGCACCUUUCUAGCAUCAAUCCAAUUUACGGGCUUCCAACGAAGAACGUCCAAAAGUUCAUUAGUCAUUUUGUAUAA
This is a messenger RNA of Torulaspora delbrueckii, 1254 nucleotides long. RefSeq names its product protein farnesyltransferase (gene RAM1). The record is from RefSeq and is a predicted model, not a curated record. Bases 1 to 1254 code for a protein of 417 amino acids. Gene Ontology annotation, cellular component: protein farnesyltransferase complex. The transcript has a single exon. Gene Ontology annotation, molecular function: protein farnesyltransferase activity. Gene Ontology annotation, biological process: protein farnesylation. NCBI's taxonomy places the organism in Eukaryota, Fungi, Ascomycota, Saccharomycetes, Saccharomycetales, Saccharomycetaceae.